Meloidogyne enterolobii is the source of this 4281-nucleotide messenger RNA. The record is from the annotation of a GenBank genome assembly. Lineage: Eukaryota; Metazoa; Nematoda; Chromadorea; Rhabditida; Meloidogynidae.
UUGGGUUGCCCGGUUGGUUCCUUUACUUUAUUUCGAAUUCCUUCUCUCCAGCAGCCUAAUUUUUUACACCAUCUAAUCACCCAUUUCUUGCUCUUACUUUUUCCUUCACUAAUAGCGACAACCCCUUUAACCUUAAACUAAUUUACCUUAUUUUUAGUUAUGGCAAACAUUGUAGACGCAAAUGCCCCUCGCCCUUCAGGCCAAUUAAUUACACCCUGUAGGGCUGAUUUUCCUGGAUGUGCAACACCCCCUCCGUUACCUCGUUCAAUUGAAACUGCACCUCAUAAAUGGGCAAAUACACAACCUAAAGCAAUAGCUGCUGUACAAUUAGAUGCAAACAAUAAUUCUUCAAAACCUUCAAACAAUUUAACUUAUGCUAAACUUCUUAGCCGUGCUGUUAAAAUAGCUUAUACUUUGCUAAAUAAAAUUGUUGUUAUUCCUUCGACUUCUGGCUCUGGUGGAAAGGAACGUGUUCAUUUGUGUUUACCUGGAGAUCGUGUGGCCUUGGUUUAUCCAAAUAAUGAAGCUCCAGCAUUUCUUUGUGCUUUUUAUGGAUGCCUGUUGGCAGGUGUUGUUCCUGUGCCUAUUGAAGUGCCAACAGCUAAACGAAGCGAUACUGCCGGGAUUCAACAAUUUGGAUUUUUGCUGGGAAGUUGUGGUGUUCGUGUUGCUUUAACAACAGAACGUUGUUUAAAAGGAUUGCCUAGAUCAUCAAAUCAACAAACUACCAACAAUACCUCUCAAAACUUUUUGCCUUCUUCACCUUCAAGUAGUGCAAAUUCUACCCUUUCCCCAACUUCCACCCAACGCGAUCCUAGUCAAUCACCAGCACCAAAUCGACAACAACAAAAUUUGGGAGAUUUGGCUGAUUUUAAGUGCUGGCCAAGACUUCAUUGGGUAGUUACUGAACAUUUGCCUAAACCAGCAAGAGAAUGGACAUUGCCUUCUUUAAUAGCAGAUGAAUCUAUUGCAUAUAUAGAAUAUAGCACAGACCGGGAAGGCUCUGUUCGAGGUGUUCAAGUUUCUCGUCAAUCAAUGUUAGCCCAUGCUAGAUCCCUUUGUUUAGCUUUAAAUUACAAAGAAGGCCAAACAUUAAUUUGUGUGUUGGAUUUUAAAAGAGAAGCUGGACUUUGGCAUUCUUGUAUAGCUGCAAUAUAUGCCGGAAUGCGUGUUAUAUUUGUUCCAUAUUCUUUGUUGAAAAUUAAUCCUACAUGUUGGCUUUUACAAGCAACUCAACAAUCUGCUCAAUUUGCUUUAGUCAAAUCUCGUGAUUUACAUUGGUCUUUAUUAGCAGUUCGUGAUCAUUCUCAAUUACAACUUGGCUCUCUAGAACGGAUUUUGGUCAGUGAUAGCGCCAAUCCUUGGGCUCUUUCCUCUUGUGAUCAAUUUUGUGCUGUUUUCUCAAAGCGCGGUCUAUCCCCAACAGCAAUAUGUCCAUGUGCAGGUUCUUCCGAAGCUGGCACUGUUGCUUUAAGACAACCAUUUAGACAACAAGAAAAUGAACAACAAAAUAACGAAAAUGUUAAUAAUAACGAGCAACAACCAAAAUGGGGAAGUGGUAGAGGAACUCUUUCAAUGUUGGCACUUAGUUAUUGUGUUGUUCGUCUGGAGCCAGAAAAUUCUAUUAAUUCUUUGGCAAUACAGGAUGCAGGUCAAGUAAUUCCUGGAGGUAUGGCUGUUGUUGUAAAAUUAAAUGGCCCUCCAAGCUUAUGCCGUUCUGAUGAAAUUGGAGAAAUUUGUUUACAUUCAACAUCAACUUCAAAUGGGUUUUACGGCCUAAAAGGACUUUCUUCAAAAAUAUUUGAUGUUUUACCUUUGGGAAUAGACGAUAAACCUAUUGGACCUUUACGUUAUGUCCGUUCUGGAUUAAUUGGAUUUUUGGGUCCAAAUGGAAUGAUUUUUGCUGUUGGCGCUAAACAAUCAUUGUUAUAUGUUUCUGGAAGAAUUCAUAAUUCUGAUGAUAUAAUUGCAACUGUACUUGCUGUUGAACCACAAAAAUUUAUUUAUAGAGGUAGAAUUGCUGUGUUCAGUAUUCGAGUACUUCGUGAUGAACGUAUUUGUAUUGUAGCUGAACAAAGACCUGAAGUAAAUGAAGAAGAUGCUUUUCCGUGGAUGGUUCGUGUUCUCCAAGCAAUUGAUUCUGUACAUAACCAGCUUGGAAUUUAUUGUAUUUGUUUAGUUCUUCCAAAUCAGUUACCCAAGACUCCUCUCGGUGGUAUUCAUGUUACUGAAACUAGACAACGAUUUAUUGAUGCUUGUUUACAUCCUACAACUUUAUUAAUGUGUCCUCAACAUUGUGUGUUAAAUCUUCCAAGGCCUAGAGAACCGCCUGCUGAUGUUGGUCCUGCCGCUAUGUUUGUAGGAAAUAUUGUGCAGGGUGUAAGAAUAGCUGGAGCACAAGGAAUGGAAUUGCCAUCACCCAUAACUGAAGAGGAACAAUGUUGCCAUCUUAUUGAUAUUUUAAAACAACGAGCAAAGAAUACUCCUGAUCAUGUGCUAUAUUCUCUUUUGAAUUCACGUGGAAUUGAAACAGAAUCUCUAACUUGUGCUCAACUUUUAAAAAGGGCAGAACGUGUUGGUGCUUUAUUACUUGAAAAAGGAAGUUUGGCAAGUGGUGAUCAUGUUGCUAUUAUUUUCCCUCCAGGAAUUGAUUUAAUUGCGGCAGUUUUUGGUUGUUUUUGUGCUUCACUUGUGCCUGUCUGUAUUAGACCACCUUCUGCUCAAAAUUUACAAACUUCUAUGCUUACUAUAAGAAUGAUUGUACAAGUUAGUAAAGCUGUUGCAAUUCUUUCUAAUGGAUUAAUAAUUAAAUUAUUAAAAAGUAGAGAAUGCCCUCCACCUCCAAAUAAUCAUCAAAGAAGACGACAAUCACAACAACCAUCAACACAAUUCCAAGCUUCUUCUUCUUCUUCCUGGCCAAUAAUUUUUGAUAUUGAUGAUGCUCCUUCUUUAUCUUUUGCAAGAAAUAAAUUGCUAAAUAAAAGAAAAUUGUCUGCAGAAAGAAUAGAAGAGGAAAGAUCAUCAACAGCAGCAACAUCUACUUGUUAUUUGGAUUUUGUUGUAUCUACAACAGGGCAACUUUCUGGUGUACAAAUGACUGUUUUAGCAGUAGCAAAUCAAUGUAGAAGUCUUAAAUUGGCAUGUGAACUUUACCCAUCAAGAAAUGUUACAUUGUGUCUUGAUCCUUGUUCAGGCGGUCUUUCAUUUACUCUUUGGUGUCUUUCAAGUGUUUAUUCCGGUCACCAAUCAACACUUAUUCCACCACAAGAAAUGGAACAAAAUCCUUUUUGUUGGUUACAGGCUUUAACACAAAGGAGAACACAAUUGUGUUGCUCAGAACUUGCACCUCAACUUUCUCAACUUUUAGAAAAAGGAAUUAAUUUAUCCAGUCUUCGUAAUUGUAUAAUUAUUGCUGAAGAACGUCCACGUGUUUCUUUAUGUACUGCAUUUGUUAAAUUAUUUGCACCAUUGGGUUUAUCAUCUAGAUCAGUUAGUACAGCUUUUGGUUGUCGUGUAAACCCAGCAAUUUGUAUGCAAAGUGCUUCUUGUCCAGAUCCAACAACAGUUUAUGUUGAUGCUAGAGCUUUGAGAAAUGAUCGAGUAACUUUGGUUGAAAAAGGUGCUCCACACAGUAUUUGUUUAAUGGAAAGUGGAAAGCUUCUACCUGGAGUUAAAGUUGCUAUUGCAAAUCCAAAAACUCGUGGACAAUGUGCAGAUACACAUUUGGGCGAGAUUUGGGUAUCUAGUGGACACAAUGCAAAUGGAUUUACUUGUCUUUCUGGCGAAUUGCAACAAACUGACCAUUUCAAUGCUCGUUUAACUACCGGUGAUACAAAAACUUUAUGGGCACGAACUGGUUAUUUGGGAUUUUUGAGACAAACGAAGGCAAUUACGGCACAUGGAGAAUUGCACGAUGCAUUAUUUGUUGUUGGUGCUUUAGAUGAAACAAUAUUAUUGCGUGGAAUGAGAUAUCAUCCUGUUGAUAUUGAAUUGUGUGUAUGUAAAGCUAAUCGUCAAAUAUGUGAAAGUGCCUCCUUCCUUUGGACAAAUUUGCUCGUUAUUGCCGCAGAAACGACAUCUCCAGAAUCAGAUGCUUUAGAUUUAAUUCCAUCAAUAACUUCAGCAUUGUUGGAAGAACAACAUUUAAUUGCUGGAAUUGUUGUAUUAUUAGACCCUGGAACUAUUCCAAUUAACAGUAGAGGAGAAAAACAAAGAGCACAUUUGAGGGAAUUAUUUAUGCGUGAUCAAUUAGAUCCUAUUUAUGUGGCUUAUAACCUUUGA